GCUUCCUAUCGCAUCAUUUCUCCGAUCGAACCCUAGUCUUCGAAGGAAAGGAAAUUCAACUGCCGGAGCAACCGCCGCCGCAGCCAUGGCGAUCCGACAUCUAAUCAAGCUCUCCCGCCGGUCCCGAAGGCCAUUGCACGCUUUUGCACCUCUAUCCACUGCGGUCGCCACAUCGGAGGCCCCCCCCCUCCCUUCGCCCCCGCCUCCAAACGCCAUGAUCUACGAUCGAUUGGCGGAAUCGGUUAAGCACAAGCUCAAACAGCUGGAAAAUCCUGACCCGCGCUUCCUCAGGUACAACUCCCCGCAUCCUGCCGUCGGUUCGCACACCGAUAUCCUAUCCGCUCCAGCGACGCGAGUCACCACUCUCCCCAACGGCCUCCGAAUCGCCACCGAGUCGACUCUCGCGUCGAAGACCGCCACCGUCGGCGUCUUCAUCGAUGCUGGAUCGAGAUUUGAGAGCGAGGAAUCGAACGGUACCGCGCACUUUUUGGAACAUAUGAUAUUCAAGGGGACCGAGAAGAGGACCGCGAGGGGAUUGGAGGAGGAGAUUGAGAAUAUGGGCGGGCAUUUGAAUGCUUAUACUUCUCGGGAGCAGACGACGUAUUACGCAAAGGUCAUGGACAAGGAUGUGCCCCGUGCGCUCGAUAUUUUAUCUGAUAUUCUUCAGAAUUCCAAGUUUGAGGAACCGAGGAUUAUUCGGGAGAGAGAUGUGAUUCUCCGCGAGAUGGAGGAGGUUGAAGGACAAACAGAAGAAGUUAUAUUUGACCACCUGCAUGCCACUGCUUUUCAAUAUACUCCUCUGGGCAGAACAAUUCUUGGACCUGCCGAAAAUAUCAAGAAAAUCGGCAAAGAGCAUCUAAGAAACUACAUUUCAACUCACUACACUGCUCCCAGAACGGUGAUCGUUGGCUCUGGUGCUGUUAAGCAUGAAGAGUUUGUUGAGGAAGUGAAGAAACUAUUCACAAAGCUAUCAUCAAACCCAACGACCACUUCUGAGUUAGUUGCUAAAGAACCUUCGAGCUUUACUGGUUCAGAGGUUAGGAUGGUCGAUGAUGACAUUCCUCUCGCCCAAUUCGCCGUUGCUUUUGAAGGGGCUUCUUGGACGGAUCCCGAUUCAAUAGCUUUAAUGGUUAUGCAGUCGAUGUUAGGAUCUUGGAAUAAAAAUGCUGGUGGUGGAAAACACAUGGGUUCUGAGCUUGCCCAGAAGGUUGGGAUCAAUGAAAUUGCAGAGAGCAUGAUGGCUUUCAAUACCAAUUAUAAAGACACCGGUUUAUUCGGUGUGUAUGCUGUUGCUAAGCCCGAUUGUUUGGAUGAUCUGUCCUACGCCAUUAUGUAUGAAAUUACCAAAUUGUGCUACCGAGUGUCAGAGGCUGACGUGAUUAGAGCUCGCAACCAGUUGAAAUCCUCACUUCUGCUCCACAUUGACGGGACCAGUCCCAUUGCUGAAGAUAUCGGCCGCCAGCUGAUAACAUAUGGGAGAAGGAUUCCGUAUGCCGAACUAUUCUCCCGGAUUGAUGCCGUGGAUACCAGCACCAUCAAGCGCGUCGCAAACCGCUUCAUAUUUGAUAGAGUAAGACGUGGCGAUCAGCGCCAUCGGACCCAUUCAGGGCCUGCCCGACUACAACUGGUUCAGACGCAGAACCUACUGGCUCCGGUACUAAGCUCCUUCAUUUUCAGGUUCCUCCUCACUGCCCUUCUCAGGAAGCACAGUUUUCCAUUUUUAUCUAUUUCCGUUCCUGUGUAAGUUUUUUUGUCUAAAAUAAUACACUAUUUAAAAGCUGUAGUAGUGAACAUGGAUGUGUUAUUCAAUUUGGGACACAGAAAUAACUUAUGUCCUGUUUCCAGACAAUAUACUCUUUCUUCAAUCUGUCUCUCUUCUUGGAAGAACUCCUAAGCUCUUGUCUGUAUCUUCCCACUGUGAAAUCAAUCAAUAAACCCUUUUGGUUC
Molecule: messenger RNA, 1947 nt
Organism: Andrographis paniculata
Lineage: Eukaryota; Viridiplantae; Streptophyta; Magnoliopsida; Lamiales; Acanthaceae
Product: probable mitochondrial-processing peptidase subunit beta, mitochondrial
Exons: 9
Coding region: 86-1744 (552 amino acids)
Biological process (GO): proteolysis
Cellular component (GO): mitochondrion
Molecular function (GO): metalloendopeptidase activity; metal ion binding
Source: RefSeq, a predicted model, not a curated record